AUGUCAGUGCAACAACAUGCAAGUUUAUCCAAGGCAAUGUCGAAGCAAUGUGCCAAGUCUGACCAACUGAAUCACGGAAGAACUGUAGUGAAAUCCGAUAAGGCCCAUAGAACGAUUGUUAACCUUUCCAACCAAAAAUUGGACGAUGGCUCUAUAUCAGCACUGAGUAAAGGCCUCAAAUUUUCUCCAGCUCCACGACAUCUGUCAAUAUUGGAUAUAAUUAGUGGAAUAGAGCAGUGCAAUAGGAAUCUUUCGCACAAUGGAGCUGAGGACGUCAGGCUAACUACCAGCCAUAUCCUGGUGAAAGCUAAGCCACCAGAAUCUAAUAUUAGCCAGGAGGAACGACGUUGCUUACGGUUAUUACGUGAGAAUGAAGACUUGGUUGUCUUGCCAGCAGACAAAGGGAAUGCCACCGUGGUGCUGAACUCUGCAGAUUACCACCUCAAGAUGCUGCAUUUUUAG
Schistocerca piceifrons (Central American locust) is the source of this 462-nucleotide messenger RNA. RefSeq lists its product as uncharacterized. The transcript has a single exon. NCBI's taxonomy places the organism in Eukaryota, Metazoa, Arthropoda, Insecta, Orthoptera, Acrididae. Bases 1 to 462 code for a protein of 153 amino acids. The record is from RefSeq and is a predicted model, not a curated record.